AUGAACGACAUGCGCAUGCAGCAGUAUUACAUGGACAGAAUUAAUAAGAACAUAAGUCAAAUAAAAAAGUCAAAGAACAUAAAUUUGCCACAAAAUGUAAAGGAGGGAAAUUUCAGCAUAAGUGACAACUACCCAACAAAUCGUAUCGAUGGACAUCAGCACAAAUGUAACCAUACGAAGGACAUACAUUUUAGCGGUAAUAAGGAUUAUGUCAGAAUUGGUUACGAUAACGAUUUUAGAGGGAAGAAGGAGGUACCCUGGGAAAAGCCGCCAAUUCAUACUAAGUACAUCGUCACGGGAGAUACGAAUUUUUACGAAAAUUAUGUCACUGGUUACAAUAAUGAACUGUCCACAAAUGACCGGCUAUAUCAGUCACAUGGAUCUAUUAAUGGACAAACCGGCUAUGUCCAUGAAAAUGUUAUAUGGGAUGAAAAAUUAAAACAAUACAGGACUAUGGUUACUUCGCCUAGUUUUGUGUACACCUCAGAUAACAUUGCAGUGAAAAAAAGAAGUGACACCCAUGGAGGGAUAAUCGACACACACUGUUUCUAUAACUCCUAUGUGAACAACACGAAGCUUAUAAGUCAACGAGAACGUAAAAAAGUGGCUAGUAAUGUUAGUGCACCUUAUGGGAAAUCACAACCUAAUAAAAAGGAAAAACUGCAUACAGUUAGUAACUCCCUGUGUAGGAACAGAAAUGGUGUUAAUGGAUUUUUCGAUGAAAAAAUAUGCAACAAUGCCGGUAUUUCUUUUUCGAAUUGUGUGAGAAAUGUUAGCAGUACGUCCUGUUAUGAGAGGGGAGGGAUCGCACAAAGGGGUUGUGACUCGUAUGGGCAUCCCCAUCCCAGUGGGCAUAUUCCCUACACAAACUGUUCUAAUCAUAAGUUAGGGGAAAACAGGAGAAACUAUACGGGGAAUCUACCCAACAAUGUUAUUAUGAAUGUAGACCAUUCCGGGCACAGUUGUGCUCGUAGAGGUAUUUUCCGAGAAGCUUCCCUAGGAAGCUGUACAAGAAGAGACAUAAUUGACAGAGGAAUCUUGAAAGGUGGUGAAUUAAAAACUCCUGUAUGCUGCUUAGGGGGAAUUAGCAAUUCUGAUAAGAGGAAGCAGCCUACAACAAACAAUGGGGAAUGGCCCAAAAGUGUUGUGCAAUCUGAUGGCGGUAAUAUCCAUUUCGGCUGCCCAGGACAUGAAGGUGUAGUAAAGGAAAGGUUAAGAAGUCCCAUUGAGAUUAUAUAUAAAAAACCCAAGGUCAUUGCAAACCGAGAACACUGCAGCGAGGUUGGUCGGGUGCAUACCAUUGUGACUCCACAGGACAGAUGCGACGUUUUAAGCCAUAAAGUAGUUUCAAACAAUAGUAGCGGCGAUAAUGGUGGCAAUGUUAAAGAGAUGAAUUCACAGCGGUGUUUAGGUGGAUGUCUUGCAAACAAGGAACGGCAAUUUCUGUCAAACAAAAAGAGCAUCUCGUCGACGCGGCUUCAAGAACCGCACAUCUUCUACCCUAAGAAGGUUAGUUCUCUGAAUGCAAACGCUGGUUUUAGAAAUAAUCAAUGCGGUGGGUGUAGGAAGGAGAGUGUCAUAGCACCGAAUGCGUUGUGCUGGGGCACGCUAGGAGGGACUCCACAAAAAGGAGCGUCAAAAAAUGGGGCAUCAGAAAAAGUAGCGUCACAAAAUGAAGCCUCCCUAAACAACGUGCUAGAGAAUAACCAAUAUUUUAUGAGCUCCUUUCGCGCAGUCAACCAAGGUGAAAACGACCGGGGGAAGCGAAAAUCGAUCGAGGAAAAGGACAAUCACAAAAUGUACACACAAGGAGGCAACAGGGGCUGCCUUAAUUUCCCACUGCAAGGGAUAAGCAUCUGUAAGUCAAAAAGAGGGUAUAGCCAAAAUGAGUCCCACGAAGGUGGAAAAGUGGGAAAGCAUGAAUUAGACAUUGUCCAAAGUGGGCCUAAGCGGAACGUCAUUUCGCAUGUGGAAAAGGGAAGGAGUCGUUACGAAGCGGCGAAGUCUAAUUUGGCCCCUAUGAGUAGGAAUAUUCGCAAAGGGGACGAUUCUAUGGAUGAUACUUCUUCUUCUACCUUGGGAAAAAAUUACCAAAGUGAGAAAAGUUUAAAUAAGGAAGUAAUGGAUAAUUCUCCCCCUUCCGGUGUUAACUGUAUUAAUAAAACCGACCUGAUAUUGGGGGAGACAAAAUAUGUACAGGCAGCGAAUUACACUACGGUCUUUUACAAAGAGGCGGAUAGAAAAACGGUAGAAAAGGUGUGCAACAUAAAUGGGAUGGACAACCUAGAGGGGGUGAUAAAGAGUGCCUCCUUGAUGGAAAAGACCAAUAAAGGCGAAAUACCCCUGAACACCCCACCCAAAGGGAUACACACGGAAGGGGAGCAAAAUUUAGAAGGAACAUGUACCGACUAUGAAGAGGGGUACGAUAGAAUAAAGAAAAAAAACACGUAUGAUGAAAAAGUGACAAACGAGCAGGACACCCUGUUGGAGAAUUAUAAAUAUGACGAAGAAGCUCAGGCUGAAGGGAACCCUGAAGGAACAGAUGAAGGAAGUAACUUUAACUACAUAGAGGAUGAUAGUAUGAGCAGAGAGGAGAAGAAAAAAAUGGAGAAGAAACUGAACUUGUACUUUAGAAAGGAAGGGUUGUUAAGGUCAUCCUGUAAUUCUCUCCCACACGAUUCGGAAAAGGGGGAAAAGCACGAAACGGACCAACAGGGAGAGAACAAUUUGACCCCCUUCCUUAAAGGUGUGAGGAACAACUCGGCCGUCCACUCCAGCAACAGGAAGUCGUCUAUCACGGAUUAUUCCCAAAUGGAGAAUUACGAUAUAUCCUCCAGUAGCGUGGACAUAUUCGACGACAAGGAGAUAAAAGAAGUUUUCGAAGAAGUGACAAUAAAUAGAAGUGUAAAAAGUAGCUUUUGUAUCAGUAGGGAUGAUUAUGAGGGGCCGAGGAAGGAGAGCAUGGAUCUAGGACGGGUUUCCCUUGAGGGGGAGAUAGACGAUUCUGCUAGCGCCAAGGGGAGAAGGAAAAAAAGAGGAAAAAGAAGCCUCCCCAGUUUAGAAGACCUAUUUUGUAAAAAGAAAAAUUUAUUAUUCAUGGAGUUGUUACGAAGGAUGAAGGACAAAGGGGAGGAAGGAAAAAAAGGGAACCAAGCGGAGGACGAGUUAGAAAAUAAACUAAAUCGGGUAAUGUUACCCACCUCAGAAAAGGAGAGAAAUUUAAUAGAUAAAAUAAUUUACUGUCUGGACCCAUCAUAUGUAAACGACACGGUGGAUGAAGCAGAUAAAUGGAGGCAGAAGCUGACCUACAUGCGUGAUAAGUUCCUUGAGUCGAUUAUAUGUGUGUCUUAUCCGAUCCACCUGUGGAAUGAAGAAACGUUUGAGGAUUAUUUAAAGUCCCUAAAUUUGAAUGCACUAUUUGACGACACGUUUAUAAAAUACGAAAGUGACCUACACAUUGAUUUAUUUCAUCCUGAGGAGGAACUAUUCUCAGAUGUGGGAAAUAUUGGCGAAGGGGGAUUCGGGGUGGUAACAAAAAUGAGGUUCUUAUCGAAUCCUCAAUAUUAUGCAAUAAAAAAAAUAUCAAAGGAGCAUAUUAUAAAAUCUCAAGCAGCUGGACAGACGUACUUAGAGGCUAAAUACCACUCCGUUUUGAGUCAUGUAAAUAUAAUUAAAAUGUAUGGAUGCAUGCAGGAUAAUGAUUUUAUUUACCACGUGUUGGAAUUUUGUGCGAAAGGAAGUAUCUAUUCCAUAUCGAAGAACUUUAAGAGAAGAAUUAUCCCCGACGAAUUGGCUUAUAAAUAUUUUUGCCACGUAGUGAAUGGAUUGUAUUACUUAAAUCAGAUGGGGAUUUUCCAUCGGGACAUAAAAAUGGAGAACGUCUUAGUAGACCAUAUGGAUAAUGCAAAACUGUCCGACUUUGGUUUGUCUGCCAUGAUUUUAGGAACGAAAAGUCAUUCUGCUUUGUGUGGAACGUUGGUUUACUUUUCUCCAGAAAUUACAAGUGGGUCUGGAUAUGACUGGAGAUCUGACAUUUGGUCCUUGGGCGUUUUACUAUACGAAAUGUUAGUUGGAGAUGUGCCAUUUGAUGGUACAAAAACGCAGAUAAUAAAUUCGAUCUUUUCAUGUAAUUUAAAGUUCCCAGAUUUUGUGAACCCAUUAGCAAUUAAUUUGAUAAAGAAGGCCUUAGUGGUAGAUGUGAAUAAGCGUAUUAAAUUGUGUGACAUAUCCUCUGACCCGUGGAUGCAGGAAAUGUGGAAGCUGUCCUUUCAGAAGGGGUUGGUAGGCAAUGCCGACUCCUGUUACAGCAGGAAGGAUGAUAGUAGUGAUUUUAAUUUUAUAGGUUCUUUGUUAAAGGUGCAGUGUUUCUUAAAAAGCAGUCUCAACGCGUCGAUGAGUUACCCCACUGGAGGAGGCAGGGAAGAGGGGGAGGAGAACAACAAGAAGACGCAGAAGGAAUUGAAGCAGCAUGUCCCCACCGAUCAGGGGAAUGAUAACGUGGAUGCACUCAUCUUAGAGACUCAACAAAAAUUAGCAGAAUAUUUAAAGGUAGAAAAUUUUUACGUGAAUGAAGAAAAUGUUCCCAGUUCGGAUGGGAUGAGCUCUCCCCAAUCGGAGGCGUCCUUCUCCGAACUGAGCGAAUCUUCCAUGGGUACGAAGAAGGAUGUAUUAAUGAAAAGACAGCAAUGGAGUAGUACCAGUCAUGUGGAGGGAACUCCCCAGGGCGAUCGAUCUGCUGCAAGCGAAGUGGGAACACAGAACGACCUUUCUGGGUCCAUCCAGGAGGGAAGUGGGACCAACUUCCUAUCGGGCGCCCCUCAUCAGGAUCUAUCCGUUAACAGUGAGCGUGACUGCAGCAGUGACUCUGCCCCCAUGGAGGGGAUCACUCCUGGGAGUAUCUACCCCAAGCAGGAGGGCAGUUCAUCCGGAUCGAAUAUGGACAACCGGGGUAGUAGUAACGAUGAUCCAUGCUUGAAGGGGCUAAACUGGAAGACCCAAUCGGAUCAAUCCAACGGAGCGGACGAGGCCGAACUGGUUUAUUCAUCAGAGAGUUUAGGCUCCAAUACGAAUCAGGGUAAUGAUGUGUCUAGUGCACCUGGUGUUGAGAGGAGGCACAGCGAAGGUGAACAGGAAAGGGACUACUCCGAAGGGGGCGUAACACCGAAGAAGGCGGAUGACGCUCUGUCUGAGAAUACAAUUCCGGAUCGUCCUUACGAUGAUGACAAUUUGUAUGAUAACAGUUCCGUCUCAAAUAUGACCCCCGUUUCUAGCAGUUCGCAAAGGAACGAUAGAUUAUCCUCAGAGGUGGAAGAAGCAGUUCCUGAGGAGGUUGAUAUUGAGUCCCUUGAAAAGUUACUACGAAGGAGGGUAAACAAUGGGGAAAAGCGACCAGAGAGGAUGCUUCCAAUUUAUAAGGGUAAGUAUACGGAGGAGGAGGAGAAUAGUCCUGUGGAGAAAAAUUCCAUUAGUAUUCGACGCGGAGAAGCGAGAAAGACUCUCCUUGACGGUGGAAGAAAGAAGGGGAAGGAUGAAAACAAAAAGGGGGACGAUAACCCAUCCACGCGUAGAAACAUUCAGCCGAACCACAAAUCGGAGAAAGUUAGUGAAUUGGAAAAACUGCGUAAAAAGAACAAAAUUAUCGAAGGGGACGAAACGUACAUCCCAAUUUGUGUAACGAAGGAGAAGGCGACGGAAUCAUCAGGAGAAAGUAACGGCACCAAAAUAAAUCUUCACGUGAAGGAUACCCCCGUAGGAGCAAAGCAUUUAAGGGUUGAUGAGGGAGAAGCACGCGUUGUAAAGACUCCCACUAUAGAAUUGUCCAAUGGAAAAAUGGAAUAUGGGAUGCGGUCGAAAAUUGAAAAAGGGGAGGACAAGAAUUCCAAAACGAAUAAACUAUGUGAAGACACUCCAAAGGGUGAAGUAGCCAAAAAAGGGACAACCCAAUAUAGGAGCACAUCAGAAAGGAAAAAAAGUUUUGUAGCAAAAAAAGGGGAAGAUACACUAAUUAACAGGAAGGUGGAAAAAAGGUUAGAAAGAACAUCUACAAGUAAAUUAUGCAAAAAGGAUCCUAUCACUGAACGAGGUGGAUCUGCCAGCGGAAAGAGGAGUCCUCUUGUCAAGGGAAAGAACAAGACGGCUGAGAAGAAACAACCCGAGAAGGAAAAAAGACGAUCACGCAGCAACAUCUGUGAUUUGGAUGGAAGUAGCCUGUACGAUAAGUAUAUAGAAAGAAUAAACAAAUUAUACCUGAGUAUAAAAAGUAAAAAGUACCUUAAUAGUGGUGAGAGUAGGGAGAGUCUAUUGAGUAAGAAGGAUAAAUCAUCAGCUGCGGAGGAUUCUCUGCAGGAGGAAAUGCAAAAUGGCGAAUCGAUGGAGCGUAAUUAUAUAGAUGAGAGCAACGGUUCUGUCGAAAUGGAUGAAGGUUUGUCCACACUGGUGGAGAGAAAGGACAAAAAUGUUUCCAUUCAGCGGGAUAAACAAAAGGAUGAAAGGAUAGAAGACAAACCACCUAGGAUGAGGCCUUUCCAUGUGAGCAGUUAUCCUGUCGAGACGGGAAAUAGCAAACUCACGGAGAGCAGAAGGAAUAUAAUCAGGGAAGAAAAAAAUCCUUAUCCGAAGGGGCAUGAAGAGAAGCUGCUAGAUGAAAAAUCGUUGGAUGACAAAUUGGCCAAUAUAGAAAAGGAGGUGUCUGUAAUGAUGACGGGCAAAGAAAAGUAUCGCCCAUCCCAUAAGUCCAGGAAGGAGAAAUCCUUUCUCGAACUGAAGAAAGAAAUUAUAAAAGACAACGUUCCUAACGUCAGCGAUAGGGUAACCCCCGAUUUUUUCGCCCCAGAGGAAAACGCCUUUAAUUCGAGCGGCACAGAUGAGGAAAAAGGAAGCAGCCGCGUUGGUGGCAGCCAUAACGAACAUGACGCCCAACAGGAGGAGAAGAAGCCCACUUGGUAUUACGAAAAGAAAAAUACAUUGAGCCCCUCUAAUUCGGAUUUUGCAAGUGAUAAGUGCUUUUACAGACAGUACAAGCAGAACAGGACAAUCCAUUUGGACACAUCCCAAUUGGUGAAGCGGGAAGAGGAGAAUUUUAAGGUCAUACAGGGUGGCACCAUGGGUGCAGAGUUUGCACAGUACGGCGAAUUAUCAGAGAUGACAGAUCAUGAAGAGCGCUAUGAACCCGGCACAGACAUUACGCAUCCAGACGGGGAAACAAGGUACGUGCUUAACCAUAAUGGGAAAUACCAGCGGGCGAGGAGCACAAGCAUAACAGUGCAGAAGGAGAGCGUGCAAAGUGAAGAACCCAAUAGACAGCCUUCCUUUAACAACAAAGUGACCUUCAUGGCUGUACAAAAUGAUGGCACCGUUAGGAAUUCGUUCAGCAUGCAAGAGUGCUGUGAGGAGGAGAGAACGAAGAAGAAGGAGGCCACUCAGGGUAGAACUAAUAUCCUGAGUUCGCAAAAAAAAGGGACAAAGGAAUUAUCCAACCUGGAGUUAAUAUCAAAGAUUCGACAGAAAAAUAAAAUCAACCUGUUGGAUAAGGUGAAAAAGGAAAAGUGCGCCUCUAAUUUAGGCAAAAGGAGAGUUGAAAGAAUGGCUAGUUCGGGUAGUAUGAACAGGAGUUUAUCAGAAGUAGCCGUUACCUCCGACUCGGUUGGCAAGUCUACCUAUACGGGACGAAGUGAUCUGCUUAAAAAAGGUUCUUCCAAAAUGGGCAGUAUGAGGAAUGUAUCCCAGAAUUCCAAAAGCAGCGGCAACCGGGUGCAUACUAAGAGCGGAGUUACAAACCCAAUUAGGAGAAACAAUUCGUUAAGAAAUAAUUCAAUUGAGAAGCAGAACUCGUUGGAGAAGGAAGUCACGCAGAAAACAAGUAAGGGGGUCAGACCUAGGAUAAUACCCGCAAAGAGUACAGAAAGCAAAAUUGGCAAUCGCCUGAUAAGCGGGGCUCAAAAGUUAGACAGUACAAAUAGUGUCGCUACCAAAAGUGGGGAGAAUAAAAAGAGCAUGAUUGGAGUUGCAAACAGGAGAUUGAACAGCAGUAGCACUGUGUUGAGCAAAUCCAGGGAGAAUGUAGACUCCAGUUUGGGAAAGGGCAGAAAACUAUGUGAUGACAAAACGGAAAGGAGGACCAACAAACCGGUAUCUCCACAGAGAAGUGUUAAUAAUUCCUCCUUGAAGAAUAUAACGGAAGAAAAGUCCAAAGUAAUGGCUAGCAGUUAUUUAAAAAAAGGAGGAAGCAGUAGUAGAAGGAAUGGGUCAGAAAAUUUAGUCUCCGAGAAGAAGGAUAAAUCGAAGGAUGUAAUGCCAAACGGGUUCGUUCAAAAUGACAAGAAGAAUAAAACCCAAGAGGAGACCACCACCAUAACUAAUGAAGAAGCGUCUGAUGUAGUGGUAACCAAUUCGGUGGAAGCGACAGAAGAGCAAGUUAGUCCCACCCCGGACAGGGCAAAAAGCGGGGCUUACUCCAUGCAGAAUGGUAAAAAGGUAUUAUUAGGAAAUAAUUUAAAGAACGCAAAAGUAAAACAAUAUCUGAAGAGCAAAAUAGAAGAGGUUAAAAAGGAGAGUGAGUACGGGUCACCGUUAGGGGUGAAAACGGAAGACAACCUCAGCCACACGCAGGAAAGCCUCAGACAGCAGACCAUUUCCCAUUUCCCCACUAAUCAGUAUGAUUCCUUUGGGACAUGCAUAAAUUUGAAUACCAGUGAGGGCGAGGGAAUCUCGUUCUGCAGGACUAGUGAGGUCAGGAGGUCCAUAAGUGAAAUUCCCUUCAACUGCUGCGUCAAGCAUUAUUUUCAGAGUGAGUCAAAUGGGGAGAUAAAAACGGGGGAAAGUGCACCUAAGGGGAGUAGUCCAAGCAGCCAGUGUGAGGAUGAUCCAACGUGGACAAUUAGUAACCUAUGUCAAAGCAAGAGAGAAAGUGGGUACUCUCGGUGUAAAAGCGAAGCAGUGGGGAAAUACAACUGGACGACUGGCCUAGAUGGUGACCUUUUGCAUAUCGAAAGGGUUAGGAAUGAGACAAAUAAGGAAGAAGCCAAAAAGGAGGAAGCAGUUCUUGGGGAAAUUAGGAGGGAAAAACAUCUCGAAAAUAGACCCAUGAAAGGAUCAGCUAAUGUGAGCAACAGUAAGAACGAUCAACCCAUUAACGAUGUAGCGAAGAGGUACAAAACGAGCGCACACAUUUACACGCACAGAAGUAUCAAUCUGUCGAAUGUGAAAAGUAAGAUAGACACGAAUAUAUAUAGGAAGGCAAAAAGUGAAACAGAAAAUGUUGACUCAAGUAACAAGGACGGUGCACAUAUCGAGUCUGAUGAAAGGGAAGGAGCCAAUCGCGUGUUAAGGAAAAAACCGAGUAUGAAUACAUACCAAGGCUCUUCCGCCUUAUCAGUAGGUGACAGGGAAAGGAAAAAGAGCAAUCUGAUUGGUCAUCCCGCAUUGGGUGUAAAGAAUGCAGCCACAAUUCAGAGGAUGAAUUCAGUGAAGACAGAUGCACAUUGUUCUAAUUCUAAACGCAACAGUAGCGCGAAAGGUAGGACGCAUCCUUACCAAGAGGAAGAUGGACCAAUUAAAAGAUCCGACAGUGCAUUGUUUGACACAGACUAUGAGGAAGAGUUGCAAAAUAAGUUGCUACUCCUGAAUAAGAGGAGCCUUUGUGGGGGAAUCUAUCAGCGAACACAGAAUUGUGGAAAGGAAGGAAUGAGGAGUUAUUCCAAGGAAGGGCGAAAUCACGUCAUCUAUGAGGGUGCUACAAAUAGUGGUAAGCAUGGUCAGGGUGAACAAACCUUGCACAGGGAUUCCCGCAACGGAAUUCAUUCCAUCAAUGAUGAAAACAAUGAAAAGGACAGAAGCUGCAAUUGGGGGUUUUCGAUCCCCAUAUAUGCAUCUAGCAGUAAUGGAAAGAAUGACAAAGGGGGGGAGUUCAUACGGAUGAAGUCCAACGUAAGGAGUGGCAACCUUGGUAGUGAAGUAAAUGGUACUAAUGGCACAGCGAAGUCAGCAACUGGAUGGAAGAAGAGCGAUUUGGUCAAACACUCCCAUGUAGAGAAAAGGGGAUCCAGCUGUUUAGCAGAACCCGCGAAGAGGAACUGCAUGCAGAUGGAGAAAAAUGUGAAGAAGGAGGUACAAGGAAAUUAUUCUGGAUCGUUUGAUGACCACGACGUGGAUGUUAUAGAAGGACACAUUAUGGAGAACACCUCUUUUAACAAAAGUGCGUCCAGAGUGGGAGACAAUCACCCAACAAAGGAGCCCCUUAAGAGAAAUAUAAGCUGCGGAAAUUGGUCGAUCAUGCAGUGCGUAAAUGUUCGAGGGACAGAUGUAGAAUCUGCCUACGUAUCAGAUAUGGAUGGAACUGUGCCUUAUGAGGAGGAAAGAAAUAAAAUGGCUAACUUGAAGAGGGACAAUACACACAUGGACCAUUAUAUGAGGGGCCAAAGUAGAAGCAACAGUAGGAAUACUACAAAAGGGGGUCAUCAACCCGUGUACCUAUCGAAGGUGCAAAAAAAUGCACAGGUGGGGGUUGCUAACAGGUUCGAUUCAGGUAAUCUUCUUCCGUCAUGUCCCUCCACCCCAACUUCCUUACAUAGGAAAGGGGAACAAAUCGGAAAGAGUAACCAACAAGUGAAUGGACGAGUAAUGAGCAAAAGUAGAAAUAUCGUAUAUGAAAGAAAAACCGCAUUAGCACAACAAAGUAGUAUGAAGAAGAACACAUCCAAUUCGGGAUCGACAAAAUUAUGCAACUCCACCAAUAGGAGGAGUUUAACGCCCAAGUUGGAUUCUACUAGGAUCGAAAGUAGUGCUAACUGCUUUACCAACAGAGUUGUUGUAGAUGAGGAUGAGAGUGAGGGGUACACUGCAAACUGUGCCAAAGGAGGAUUUUUUAGUAAGCCUAAUACGGGUGCGGUGGGCAGAGGAGGUUUACUGGCCAAAGCUGCUUCCAAUUGUGUCCACAUGGAUACCAUGAGAAGAAAUAAUAGUGCACGGGUGCUACCACCUUGUGUAGAAAAUCUGGCCGAUAACAGUCCCUCAGGGUGUUUCCUCUACAAGGACUAUUUUCACAGGGAGGAGCUAAAAAGUAAUCAUGGAGGUAGUCGUCCUGGUGGUGUCAGAGGCACAUGCGAACAGGUUAAAGUGAACAAUAGAUCCAUGGAUACACGUCACCAAAGAAACGGAAGCGCCAUGUCUAUUAAACGCAUGGAAAGUAAAACUGGUUUGGAUAAAAAAGGACAUACCAGAGUAAUGCCAAAGGGGCUAGUGUAG
Messenger RNA from Plasmodium coatneyi, 11241 nucleotides. RefSeq names its product Protein kinase domain containing protein. The record is from RefSeq and is a predicted model, not a curated record. Lineage: Eukaryota; Apicomplexa; Aconoidasida; Haemosporida; Plasmodiidae. Gene Ontology annotation, molecular function: protein kinase activity; ATP binding. Gene Ontology annotation, cellular component: chromosome passenger complex; spindle pole centrosome; spindle microtubule. The coding region runs from base 1 to 11241 and encodes 3746 amino acids. Gene Ontology annotation, biological process: protein phosphorylation; regulation of cytokinesis; mitotic spindle organization. The transcript is spliced from 2 exons.